This is a messenger RNA of Metopolophium dirhodum (rose-grain aphid), 666 nucleotides long. RefSeq names its product chymotrypsin-1-like. The transcript has 5 exons. Lineage: Eukaryota; Metazoa; Arthropoda; Insecta; Hemiptera; Aphididae. The record is from RefSeq and is a predicted model, not a curated record. Gene Ontology annotation, molecular function: serine-type endopeptidase activity. Bases 1 to 666 code for a protein of 221 amino acids. Gene Ontology annotation, biological process: proteolysis.
AUGGAGAAAGAAGAUAUAAAAGUAUUCCUGGGAUCGAAAUACGAUAAUAUUAUACAAAAGGUAGCCGAGACAUACAUACCAAAAGAUUAUGUAGAUAUUACUAAGAAUCUAGAUGCACUUAUAACUCAUGACAUAGCUAUCAUAAAACUAAAAAACCCAUUCCCAAAGGUAAAGAAGUUUUUAGAAAUUGGUGGAAAACCAGAAGACUUUGAAGAUGAGAAAGCCAUAGAAUGUACAUGUAUUGGAUUUGGUGCAAUAAAUAAAUUUGGACAUAUGGACUUUAAAGGAAGAAUUAUGACCACUAACGUCACACAUGGUGAAGAAGCUUGUGAAAAACAUAGUUCUGCGACAAAAACGAAUUGGAAACAAUAUUUGUGUUCGACUCCGGGUCGUCUGACGAUGCUAUGUCAGGGAGACAGCGGUGGUCCAAUGAUUUGCAAUGGCAAGCUUUAUGGAGUAUGCAGUUUUUUUUUAAACUACAAGGAUUUGGGAAGAAAUAUAUGUGGUGGUCCUGACAUGCAGAGUGUGCAUACGUUUAUACACUUUCAUUUAAAAUGGAUUGUUGACUCUGGCUACCACCUUCAACACAGCUACCGUUACAUGUACUCUGUACCCCUGGAUUAUGGAAGUCAAGCAACCGUAGCUAUGUUGGUGGAAGUGUUGUAG